UGCAAUUAGAUGCAAAAGUAACUAAUAUUUUUAGACUGUUAGAAAAAUAUAUUUAUUUUUUCUGAAUGACACAACAGGUGAUUUUACUUUGUAUAUAAGAGAUGAAUUUGUGCUAUUUUGACUAUUUUCUCAUAUUUAAUCAAGCUAAAAAACUAGCACUAAUGGCGCCUUAAUGUUCAAGUUGCAGCUACAAUCUUAUUUUUUUAUGUAGUUAAAUGUAUUUUUAAUGAAGUUAAUGCAGUUUUUUUCUUUGUCUUUUUCCCAGAUAAGUAUAAUGGCAUCAUCUGACGAAGAAGGUGAGAUUUUUCCAGAUAUUCAUGUCUCGGAAUAUGACUUCGUCGAUCAAAAUGGUGCACCAAUUUCAUUUGCUGUUUUGCCUCUCCAAUGGAGUGAAAAUGAGGUCAUAGAUGACCUUAAAACCCAAGUUUUCAUACACGGAGACGCUGACAAUGGGCUUCAGAAGAUUUACAAGCAAGUUGUUGCAUGGAAAUUUGAGCUAUCCUAUGUGCUGCCUGAAAUUUUCGUGCUUUCCAAGAACAAGAGAUGGAUAACACUCCAAAAGCCUAGGAAGAGUUUCCAAAGUACGGUUAGGACAAUCCUGAUCACCAUUCAUUGGAUGCAUUUCAUGAAAAAGAACACAGAGGUAUCAGCAAAAUCUGUAUGGAACCACUUGCAAAAAGUCUUCAGCUUUUAUGAGUUUGAACCUUCCGAGGGUGACCUCUUGUGUCACAAGCUAUUAAUUGGUGAAGCUGUGAAAAGGGAUAAAAACUUGGCCAAGUCUCAGAAUGUGCUUAAUUUUUUGGAGGUGCCUCAGACAAAUAUAACUUUUCAUCAGAAUGUGCUUAAUUUUUCGCAGGUGCCUCAGACCAAUAUAACUUUUCAUCAGGAUGUCCAUACACCUAAGAAAAAUAACUUUAUAGUUGAUGGAGAUGUAGAUGAGGAUCAUGAUGAUGAUGAUGUCAUAGGUGAAGAAUUUGAUGGUGUAGGGAAGUCCAUUUUUGAUCCUGUCUGUGCAAUUUGUGAUAAUGGUGGCAAUGUUCUUUGUUGUGAAGGAAGGUGCCUGAGGUCAUUUCACCCAACAAAAGCUGAUGGGAUUGAUUCUUUCUGUGACUCUCUUGGCUUUGUCAAUAAUGCUCAAGUUGAUGCUGUUCUGUCCUUCUUGUGCAAAAAUUGUCUAUAUAAGCAGCAUCAGUGUUAUGCUUGUGGUGAACUAGGCUCCUCCAACAAUUCUUCUGGUCAAGAGGUUUUUGCAUGUAUAUCUGCAACCUGUGGGCAUUUUUAUCAUCCAAAAUGUGUUGCAAAAUUGCUGCAUGCUGACAAUGAAGCUGAAGCAGAAACACUUAAAGAGAAAAUUGCUUCAGGGCAUGCAUUUACCUGUCCUAUCCAUAAAUGCUUUGCUUGUAAGCAAAGUGAAGAUGUAGAGGUUCAUGAUUUGCAGUUUGCUGUAUGUAGGCGUUGCCCUAAGGUGUACCACAGGAAAUGUUUACCCAAGAAUAUUUGCUUUGAAUAUAACAUGUGUAAAAAUAUUUUGCCAAGGGCGUGGGAUGGUCUCUUGCCAUACAACAGGAUUCUAAUAUACUGCAUGGAGCAUAAGAUCAUCAGAGAGCUUGGGACUCCAAGCAGAGACCACUUGGUAUUUCCUGAUGUUAAAGUCAAAGAAAAGAAACACAACCUGGCGCUGCUAUCUUAUAGAGGAAAGAAUUUGGCCUCAAAGAGAAGUGAGGUUUAUGAAGAUUUUGCAACAAGUAGAAAUCUUUUGAAGAAGCCAAAGCUGGUUCCAAAGGCCUAUGGUGUUAUUCAAGCUGGUGUUUCUAGUAAAAGAACUGAGAAACAUCAUUCCGGACAAGAAUUUUCUUCUUUGAACAAACCAAAUACAUGUAUCACUGGUAGAAAGUUCUUGAAGCAGGAUUCCAGCUCUGACUUUGAUAGGUCUCUUGCAAGAGAGAAAGACAAGCUAUCCUGUCCAAAAGGUAACUUGAAGGUGAAGUUGCAAUUCCAUGCAAGUAUGUCCAAGCAGGCAAAUGAAACUGGCUGUAAAAUCAAGAAUACCAAUCAAAAUAUGCCUGUGAUGAAGAAAGCGGAAAGCACAAGGCCUUUAAUUGAUGCAGAAAUAGAGGAUGGAAUUUUGGCUCUAAUGAAAGAUGCUGAUUCUUCAUUUAAUGCUGAAGAAUUCAUGAAAAGACAUCAGCAAUUUUCCACUGCAGAUGCAGGUGGCUUUAGGAAUGUAGUGGACAAGACCAUUACAUGGGGUAGGGUGGAAGCCUCAGUGAGGGCUGUUAGAACUGCCUUACAGAAGUUAGAAGCAGGGGAUUCUCUUGAGGAUGCAAAAACUGUUUGCGGUCCUGAGGUUCUCAAGCAGAUAUUCAAGUGGAAGGAGAAUCUUGCUGUCUAUCUUGGACCUUUUCUCCAUGGAAUGCGGUAUACAUCUUUUGGUCGCCAUUUCACAAAAGUGGAGAAGCUUAAAGAGGUAGUUGGUAGGCUCCAUUGGUAUGUGCAAGAUGGUGACACUAUAGUGGACUUCUGCUGUGGUUCCAAUGAUUUCAGUUGUUUAUUAAGAGAGAAGCUAGAGAAAGUGGGGAAGUCAUGCUCAUUCAAAAAUUAUGAUCUUUUUCAGCCUAAGAAUGAUUUUAAUUUUGAAAAGAGAGAUUGGAUGAGCGUUAACUUGGACGAAUUACCUGAUGGUUCUAAACUGAUUAUGGGGCUUAACCCUCCUUUUGGGGUCAAAGCAUCUCGUGCUAACAAGUUCAUUAACAAGGCUCUUAAGUUCAAACCAAAGCUUAUUAUUCUUAUUGUUCCGAAGGAAACCAGAAGACUUGAUGAAACAGAAGCAUAUGAUUUGAUUUGGGAGGAUGACAGAGUUCUAUCUGGCAAGUCAUUUUACCUGCCAGGGUCAGUUGACGUACAUGACAGGCAGUUGGAGCAAUGGAAUGUGAAGGCACCACCGCUUUAUCUUUGGAGUCGCAAUGAUUGGACGGGCUGGCACAGGGCAAUAGCACAAGAGCAUGGUCAUGCGUAUGCAUAUAAAUAUAAUGGGGAAGAAGAGAUGGUAGGAAAUGAAGAAGAAGAUGGAUAUAAUUAUCUUAUGGAGGAGACACAUGAUUGCUAUGGUGACUUCUCCAAAGACGUUAACGCGUGUGGAGGUAUUUCUAGCAUAUUUGACGGUGUUCCUGAAGUGAAGGAUGGAUUUGAAUCUGAAGGAAGUAUCCAUGGAAAGCACAUGGAAGGCCACUUUCCUGUUUAAUAUUUUCGCUGUACAAACAACAUAUCAAAUGGUUUAAAUGUAACACUACGCUGUAAAGAGUAAUGCAUAUUGUUAUCUAUUUAAAGUAUUUUAAAACUUGGAACAAAAUGGCUUUUGUUUCAGGAAGUCAAAAAGCGAGAAUGAAUCAUGAAAUGGUGAAAAACUCUACUGAGUUUUGCUC
Theobroma cacao (cacao) is the source of this 3422-nucleotide messenger RNA. NCBI's taxonomy places the organism in Eukaryota, Viridiplantae, Streptophyta, Magnoliopsida, Malvales, Malvaceae. The record is from RefSeq and is a predicted model, not a curated record.